Messenger RNA from Cucumis sativus (cucumber), 2300 nucleotides. RefSeq names its product ATP-dependent DNA helicase RecQ. Bases 127 to 1755 code for a protein of 542 amino acids. Gene Ontology annotation, biological process: DNA replication; double-strand break repair via homologous recombination. Gene Ontology annotation, molecular function: four-way junction helicase activity; ATP binding; 3'-5' DNA helicase activity. NCBI's taxonomy places the organism in Eukaryota, Viridiplantae, Streptophyta, Magnoliopsida, Cucurbitales, Cucurbitaceae. Gene Ontology annotation, cellular component: cytoplasm; chromosome; nucleus. The record is from RefSeq and is a predicted model, not a curated record. The transcript is spliced from 16 exons.
AACUCCUUAAAACAAAGAGAAGAAUUGUAUAAAAACCAAUAUAGACUUCUGUCCUGAAAAUCAUCUUUUUAAAAACAGCACAGUCACUACUCGUCUUCUUUAACUCUUGCUUUUGCCGGUCAAAUAAUGGAGGCCAUUCUAAAGAGUUACUUUGGAUUCUCGGCGUUUAGGCCGUAUCAGAAAGAAGUCAUUCAGGGCAUUCUUCGUGGGAAGGAUUGCUUGGUGGUUAAGGGCACUGGAAGUGGGAAAUCCUUAUGUUAUCAGUUACCGCCUUUGGUCGUUGGAAAGACUGGCAUAGUUGUUAGCCCCCUUAUAUCAUUAAUGCAGGAUCAGGUAAUGGCUUUAAAGCAAAGAGGGAUCAAGUCUGAAUACCUUGGAAGUACCCAGACUGAUUACACAGUUCAACACAAGGCAGAGAGGGGUCAAUAUAAUAUAUUGUUCAUGACACCAGAAAAAGCAUGCUCUGUAUCUACGAGUUUUUGGUCAAAAUUAAAGACAGCAGGAAUUUGUUUGUUUGCGGUUGAUGAAGCACACUGCAUUUCAGAGUGGGGGCAUGAUUUUAGGGUAGAGUACAAACAGCUGGACAAACUUCGCGAUGUUCUACCAGGUCUUCCAUUUGUUGCACUGACUGCCACUGCAACUGAAAAGGUUCGGAAUGACAUUAUUAAUUCUUUGAAGAUGAAAGACCCACAAGUUACCAUUGGUUCAUUCGAUCGAACAAAUCUUUUUUAUGGAGUCAAGUCUUUUGAUCGUGGUCCAUUAUUCAUGAAUAAGCUUGUGCUUGAUAUCUCUAAGUAUGUAGCCUCUGGUGGUUCAACUAUCAUUUACUGCACGACAAUUAAAGAUGUUGAGCAGAUAUCCAAGGCACUUGAAGAAGCAGGGAUUAGUGCUGGAAUUUAUCACGGUCUAAUGGACAAAACAUCACGUGCAGAAUCCCACAGACUAUUUAUAAGGGAUGAAGUGCAAGUCAUGGUUGCCACUGUUGCUUUUGGUAUGGGCAUUGACAAACCAAAUGUAAGACAGGUGAUACAUUAUGGCUGCCCAAAGAGUCUAGAAUCUUAUUAUCAGGAAAGUGGGCGAGGUGGUAGAGAUGGUAUUGCUUCUGUUUGCUGGCUUUAUUACACGAGAAGUGAUUUUGCUAAAGCAGACUUCUACUGUGGUGAAUCACUAACUGAAAAUCAAAGAACAGCUAUUAUGGAGUCAUUGAUGGCUGCACAGCAGUAUUGUUCUAUAGCAACUUGCAGAAGAAACUUCUUGCUCAGUUAUUUUGGGGAAAAAUCUCAGUCUGAAAAAUGUGGAAAUUGUGAUAACUGCAUAGACUCAAAAAAGGAGCGUGACAUGUCAAAAGAAGCAUUUCUUCUACUGGCCUGCAUCCAAUCAUGCUGGGGUACAUGGGGACUGAACAUAUAUGUGGAUAUUCUUCGUGGAUCUAGAGCAAAAAAGAUUCGUAAUGCUCAGUUUGAUAUGCUUCCACUUCAUGGACUUGGAAAAGAAUACUCAUCAAAUUGGUGGAAAGCACUAGCCAGUCAACUAAUUUCUAAUGGCUAUUUGACAGAGAACAUACGCGAUGUUUACAGAACUAUAAGUAUCAGUGCAAAAGGGAAGAAGUUUCUCAAUUCUGUCAGACAGGACUGCCUACCACCUCUAAUUUUGCCGGUGACGAGUGAAAUGAUUGGUGAGAAUGAAAAUGACAGUGCAUUAAGUGAAGCUGGGAAAAUGGAAAAUUUGGCCACUUACUUUCAGAGGCUGAGGUAAAACUCUUUCAAUUACUUUCAGAAGAGAGAAUGAAGCUUUCUAGAAGUGCUGGAACUGCCCCUAAUGGUACAGGAUCAGCUAAAAAUGCAUGGAGAUCUAAUUCUUGAAGCAGUCAAGCGUCUAUCAGAAGAAGUCCGUCUAUCAUUGGGGGGCAAAUAUAGAGAAGGAAAUGGACAAGGUACUACAACGAGAAAACUCUAUACAGAACUAAACCAACGGCGACCAUUGGCUCUAGCAAAGUUCGAAGCUUGGAAAAUGUGGCACGAAGAUGGUCUCUCAAUACAGAGAAUUGCUGUAAGUAUAUUUUUUUUUCAACUUUUCGAAGUUUUUGAGAAAAAAAGGCUUAUGAAGACGAACAUAGCAACAUGGCAAUUUGUAAGCCUAUUCACACAUUGAACUUCACCCAUUGAACAUAGCAGCAUGUAUAUAUCCAUGCUGCUUUUUAUGGCAUGAAAAAAGUUUUACUUCCAAACCAAAAACUAUCAACGGUAGUAGUUAUUGAAAAUAAGCUAAUUAAAUUUGAACAUGAGAGGAACUAGACUUAA